CUUCAAAUUUGUCUAGGAUAGUGAGCCACCCGAGUGUAUAAAUAAAGUGUAGCUUGGCGCUUAUGUUUAGUCUUACUUAACUUAACGAGUUUAAACCCCAACAAAUAUUUUUGGCUGUCUACCAAACUAAUUAGAACAUCGAUAUGAAAGCCUUAGGAGCCUUGCUGAUAGCGACCUUGGUGGUCUGUGUAUUUUCUUAUCCUCAGCCGGAUACCGAGGCUGAAGCCUUGACCAGUGGUAUAAAUGAUGAUUUGUCCUUGGAGAAAGAUUUGAAUUCUGAUAAGGAGAUUAUACGUCAUGUUCGAGGAUUUGGAGGUUUCGGUGGUUUCGGCGGUCGUGGUGGUUAUGGUGGCUAUGGCGGACGACCCUUUGGCGGCGGCGGUUAUGGUGGCGGUGGAUUUGGUGGAAGACCUUAUGGUGGUGGAUUUGGUGGCCGACCAUAUGGUGGUGGAUUUGGAGGAAAACCUUUUGGCGGUGGAGGUGGUGGCUUUGCUUCGGCAAGUGCAAGCGCUAGUGCAUCCGCUGGUGGUUUUGGCGGUGGAUAUGGGCGCUAAAAAGUGAUUUGAAACAAAACUAUAUACCUGAAGUGAGGUCCAAAUUUGCAGUAGUAUUAUCUUUAAUUGAGUUUUAUAUUUAAUAAAAAACAUAUUGUUAAAAACAUGAUAUAAA
Molecule: messenger RNA, 669 nt
Organism: Stomoxys calcitrans (stable fly)
Lineage: Eukaryota; Metazoa; Arthropoda; Insecta; Diptera; Muscidae
Exons: 1
Coding region: 144-554 (136 amino acids)
Source: RefSeq, a predicted model, not a curated record